Messenger RNA from Colletotrichum abscissum, 1704 nucleotides. Its product is annotated as cytochrome P450. Bases 1 to 1704 code for a protein of 567 amino acids. The record is from RefSeq and is a predicted model, not a curated record. Gene Ontology annotation, molecular function: heme binding; monooxygenase activity; oxidoreductase activity, acting on paired donors, with incorporation or reduction of molecular oxygen. NCBI's taxonomy places the organism in Eukaryota, Fungi, Ascomycota, Sordariomycetes, Glomerellales, Glomerellaceae. The transcript has 2 exons.
AUGAGCGUCCCUUGGCGCGGAGUGUCCGUCAGCUCGGCUGCGAUCGCCGUACUAUUGGCCCUGCGACAACCAGUAUUCUCGAGAUGUCACCUUCUAGUCGCCUUUGUGGGCGCAUUUGCCUUCCAGAUGCUGGCUUGGGGCAUCUUUGUCGUCUUCUUAUUCCCCCAGUACUUCUCUUCUCUGCGCUCGCUUCCGGGGCCCAAAGGUGAUCACUGGUUGAUGGGACAGUACCCGAGGAUCAUGCGUGAGCCGACUGGCGUGCCCAUGAUUGAAUGGAUCAACACCAUCCCUCACGAAGGCAUCAUUCGCUACCGCGGCUUGUUCAACCAGGAGCGCCUCCUAAUCACGUCGCCCAAGGCCCUCGCCGAGGUGCUCGUCACCCACAACUACGACUUCAAGAAGCCCGGCGCCGUCCGCUCGUCCAUUGGCCGCAUCCUCGGCAUCGGCGUGUUGCUGGCCGAGGGCGACGACCACAAGGUCCAGCGCAAGAACCUCAUGCCAGCCUUUGCCUUCCGUCACGUAAAGGACCUGUACCCGCUCUUCUGGAGCAAGGCAUGCGAGGGCGUCCAGGCCAUCACCGAUGCCGUCCACGCCGAGGCCGCGAAGAGCGCAACCGAAGGGCUCACCGACCCGGAGAAGGCCGCUCUGGGCCCCAACACCGCCGUCCUGGAGAUUGGCAACUGGGCGUCGCGCACCACGCUAGACAUCAUCGGCAUGGCCGGUAUGGGCCGCGACUUUGGCGCCAUCCGCGACCCGGCGAACCCCCUGAACCAGACCUACCAGCACGUCUUCAAGCCGAGCCGUCAGGCCCAGGUCCUCGCGGUCCUUGGCCUGCUCCUCCCGGGUAACCUCGUCCACCACCUUCCCCUGCAGCGCAACGGCGACAUCGCAAAGGCAGCCAACACCAUCCGCGCCACCUGCCGCGAGCUCAUCCGCGAGAAGAAGGAGAAGCUGGAGCGCAAGCAGCUCACCGACAUUGACAUCCUGUCGGUAGCGCUCGAGUCCGGCUGCUUCACCGAGGACAACCUCGUCGACCAGAUGAUGACGUUCCUCGCUGCGGGCCACGAGACGACGGCCUCGGCCAUGAUGUGGGCCAUCUACUGCCUCUGCCUCAACCCAGAGGUCCAAUCCCGCCUCCGCCUCGAGAUCCGCGAGCGCCUCCCGACGCCGGGCACGCCCGGCGACAUCACGGCCCUCGACAUCGACCACAUGCCCUACCUCAACGCCGUCUGCAACGAGGUCCUGCGCUACUACUCCCCGGUGCCCAUGACCCUCCGCGAAGCCGCCGUCGACACCGUCAUCGACGGCAACAAGGUGCCCAAGGGCACGCGCAUCAUGCUCUGCCCGUGGGCCACAAACAAGGACACCUCGCUCUGGGGCGCCGACGCGGGCCGCUUCAACCCGGACAGGUGGCUCCCCUCGCGCGACGGCGACGCCGCGGAGACCAAGAAGACGGCCAACAGCGGCGGCGCGACGAGCAACUACGCCUUCAUGACGUUCCUCCACGGUCCGCGGAGCUGUAUCGGGCAGGGGUUCGCAAAGGCCGAGUUUGCGUGUAUCCUCGCCUCGUGGAUCGGGCGGUUCGAGUUCAGCCUCAAGAACAAGGAGGAGUACGACGAGAAGAAUAUGACUAUCAAGGGCGGCGUCACGGCGCGUCCGUCAAAGGGCUUGCACGUGUACGUCAAGGUCGUCGAUGGUUGGUGA